Lampris incognitus (smalleye Pacific opah) is the source of this 5629-nucleotide messenger RNA. RefSeq names its product dual-specificity tyrosine-(Y)-phosphorylation regulated kinase 1A, b (gene dyrk1ab). Gene Ontology annotation, cellular component: nucleus. The record is from RefSeq and is a predicted model, not a curated record. Gene Ontology annotation, biological process: peptidyl-serine phosphorylation; protein autophosphorylation; positive regulation of DNA-templated transcription. The coding region runs from base 855 to 3083 and encodes 742 amino acids. The transcript has 12 exons. Gene Ontology annotation, molecular function: ATP binding; transcription coactivator activity; protein serine/threonine/tyrosine kinase activity. Lineage: Eukaryota; Metazoa; Chordata; Actinopteri; Lampriformes; Lampridae.
UCGGUCUUUUCAAAUGUUCCCCCUUCCCGCCGGAAUAAUGCUGUCACUGGAUGUAUCUUUGACAUUUUCGGUUAAAGAAGCGAGUCGAGUGGAUGGGAUCAAGAAGAUCAAGAGGCGAAUGAUUUAACGCAGCUGGAAAAUAAUUAGGCGGCGCCGCACCAACUCAGUUGUGUCCGCGUCUCUGGUCCACCGGGCCGGUUCACUGCGCAGGUUUGGACCGCGCGCCAUUUUGUGAAAAUUGACAUAAAAAUUCUUACCCAAAAAAAAAAUUUGUCAGAGGACACGAUUACUGUCUGGCGUUGUUGAGACAGCGGGAUUAGUCCAAAUUGUCGUCCGCGUCGAAUUGAGCGACGCGGAAUUCGUCGCCAGAAGCAAAAUCGGGAAAUUUUGCUCAACGUUUGUUUAGCGGCGGCUAGACUCUAGCUCAGGGCUCGCUAAAGAAGCUAGCGGGUAGCCAGGGUAGCUAGCUAACGUUAGCCGCGUACAUUUUGUUAACUGGCCAGUUAGCUAGUGGCGCGCUAGGAAAACGUUGAAGAGCCGCUAGUCGUCAGCGGAUACUAGUCCAAGGUUUGCCCCGUUUACCGGCGUAGAUGUUGCCGCUGGCGUCGUAGAAAAAGGAUUAUAACAGUCGGCUGGCGGAUUAUUUUCAGUUUUCGCUGGCCGGAGGAAAGGGGGGGGAGAUCGGGGUUUUACGUUCCUCGCUAACCGCGCAGGGAGGGGAGAGAAUCUCAAGCUGGAUAAAUCGCCUCAUCAUACAGGUUAUUGGACUUUAAAUGAAGAUCGUGCCAUCAGAGUGGGUUGUGGUUUGCUGCUGGACUCUCCUCCCAGGAUGAUAUGAAAUUUUACAGGAGACGAUGCAUCCAGGAGGAGAGACUUCAGCAUGCAAACCUUCGUCUGUCCGGCUUGCGCCCUCUUUUUCUUUCCACACUGCUGGUCUUCAGAUGGCUGCUCCAAUGCCCCAUACGCACCAGCAGUACAGUGACCGCCACCAGCCAAGCACUGACCAAUCUGUUACGGUCUUACCGUACAGCGACCAGACCCCACAGCUCACUGCCAAUCAGAGGCACAUGCCCCAGUGCUUUCGUGACCCAACUUCAGCUCCCCUGAGGAAGCUCUCCAUUGACCUUAUCAAAACAUACAAACACAUCAAUGAGGUGUAUUAUGCAAAAAAGAAGCGACGGCACCAACAAGGUCAGGGUGAAGACUCCAGUCACAAGAAAGAGAGGAAGGUCUUCAACGAUGGCUAUGACGAUGAUAACUAUGACUACAUCGUCAAAAAUGGGGAGAAGUGGAUGGACCGCUAUGAGAUUGAUUCCUUGAUAGGAAAAGGGUCUUUUGGACAGGUUGUGAAAGCCUAUGACCGUGCAGAGCAGGAAUGGGUUGCCAUUAAGAUCAUCAAGAACAAGAAAGCUUUUCUCAAUCAAGCCCAGAUUGAAGUGCGCCUCCUAGAGCUCAUGAACAAACAUGACACUGAAAUGAAAUACUACAUAGUUCACCUCAAGCGUCACUUCAUGUUCCGGAACCACCUCUGCCUCGUGUUUGAGAUGCUUUCAUACAACCUGUAUGACCUACUGCGGAACACCAACUUCCGCGGUGUCUCUCUCAACCUCACCCGGAAGUUUGCCCAGCAGCUAUGCACAGCGCUGCUCUUCCUGGCCACGCCUGAGCUCAGCAUCAUCCACUGUGACCUGAAGCCUGAGAACAUCCUCCUGUGUAACCCCAAGAGGAGUGCCAUCAAAAUAGUGGACUUUGGCAGCUCAUGCCAACUGGGACAGAGGAUAUACCAGUACAUCCAGAGUCGCUUCUACCGUUCUCCAGAGGUGCUGCUGGGAAUGCCCUAUGACCUGGCCAUCGACAUGUGGUCACUGGGCUGCAUCUUGGUGGAGAUGCACACUGGAGAGCCCCUUUUCAGUGGAGCCAAUGAGGUUGAUCAGAUGAACAAAAUAGUUGAAGUUCUUGGUAUCCCACCCAAUCACAUAAUGGACCUAGCCCCAAAAGCCAGGAAGUUCUUUGAGAAGCUAUCGGAUGGCACAUGGAGUGUUAAGAAGACCAAAGAUGGCAAAAGGUAUAAACCUCCAGCCUCGCGUAAGCUCCACUCCAUCCUGGGUGUGGAGGCGGGCGGUCCAGGUGGCCGGCGGGCGGGGGAAUCUGGCCAUGCUGUUGCUGACUACUUGAAGUUCAAGGACCUGAUCCUCCGGAUGCUGGACUAUGACCCCAAGAGCCGCAUCCAGCCCUACUAUGCCCUGCAGCACAGCUUCUUUAAGAAGACUGCGGACGAGGGGACCAAUACGAGCAGCAGCGUGUCCACAAGUCCUGCACUGGAGCAGUCCCAGUCUUCUGGAACCACCUCCAGCACCUCCUCUAGUUCAGGAGGGUCAUCUGGGACGAGUACCAGUGGCAGAGCGAGGUCAGACCCUACCCAUCACCACUUGCACAGUGGAGGGCACUUUGGCACGGCCAUGCCUGCCAUGGAUGGUGACAGCCUCUGCCCACAGGCAAGACAGCCUUACCCUCCUCCACUCGUGUGGGGAGGUGGAGUUGGACCAGAGUCAGUCACUGGAGAGACCCACCCAGUUCAGGAGACCACCUUCCAUGUUCCCCCUCAGCACCCUAAGGCCCUGCAUCCCCACUCACACCCUCAUCACCACCAUGGGCAGAUGAUGGCCACACGGCCACGCCCGCGCCACUACACCUCCCCAACACACAGCUCCUCGACACAGGACUCCAUGGAGGUUGUACAUGGCCAUCUGUCCAUGACCUCCCUGUCUUCCUCUGCCUCCUCUUCCUCCACAUCGUCCUCGUCCACUGGGAACCAUGGCAACCAGGCCUACCAGCUCCGCCACUUGCCCACCGGUGCCCUUGACUUUGGUCAGAACGGUGGACUGAGCAUGGGGCUGGGUGCCUUCUCAAAUCCGCGGCAGGAGACUGGCAUGGCAGCACACCCUGCGUUUCCCAUGGGCACGAACACAGGGCCUGCCCACUACCUAGCGGAAGGUCACCUGGGCAUGAGGCAAGGCAUGGACCGGGAAGAGUCUCCAAUGACUGGAGUGUGCGUGCAGCAGAGUUCUAUGGCCAGCUCGUGACUGCACUGACCUUUGGCUGUGUGUUCCCCCUGUGCGUCAUUUUUAAGGUGGUGUUUUUUACUACAAGGUGUGUUGAGAACAAAAGCUGCUCACGUCAGAAGGGAGAUAUCACUGAACCGCUACUACAGAAAAAACCUUUUGUUAAAAAGUAUAUAUGUAAUUUUCAUCAGAUUUUCUUUUGCAAUCAUUAGGCACAAAGUAAUAUUGCAGAAUAACCAUAGUAAGAUUGAGACAUCCAUCUUACCAUUUCACCGAUUUUCAUGUAACCACCAAGUAAUCACCAUAUGGUAUUAUGUGGCAGAUCUUCUGAGGAGCAUUUCAGAAUGAAGUUUGAAGCUGUUUUACAGGUAGCUGUCAGUGAUGAAAUGCUUAGCGUCCUCUUUCGGUUCAAACCGUGGAAUGUCUGACAUUACUGUUCCACCAGUUGUUAAUUGUUUUGCCCUUUUUUAAGUGAAAAUUCACAUAAGAGCUGCUUGUAAAUCCUGUAGCUUGACAAUGAGGGGAACUGUUUGCGGUGAUAUUUCUUGUUGUUGGUCGGUAUUGUGUAACUCUGUAGAAGGGGAACACAAAAGCAGUGGAGUCCCUAUAGCCUGUGCUGGCCGGGUGGAGAGGGGACCCUGCGGGUGGAUACAGACACCAGUUGGGUUGGAGCAGAGGGACGCGCCACCCCUCAGGCCCAGAGGCCCCCGUAGUCCUGCAAGCUGCAACCGGGCCUGGCACAGACGAGAGCAGCAGUGGGCUCGGGAGACGAAAGGAUCCAGCCCAGUGAGAGGAAGACAGUCAGUGGCUGGUUCUUAGAUAACCCUUUGGCCUUAUGACUCAUGGACUUGGAAUGGGAUGGAGCUGGACAUUAUCAUUUGAAUUAAGAUGGCUUUUCUCUAUUUUUCUCUCUAAACAGCCCUUAAUUCUUUAAGGAAAUUAAAACAACAUAGAAAAAAGGUAAAUAAGAAUGGUAAUUUGAGGCCUUUCUCUACAAAGAUUUCUUCUUCAGCAGGGCCCCACAUAACAGGGUCUUAUUGUACACAACAACCUCCUAAACAUUACUUCCUUGAAAAUCGUAUUCACUGAUUAAGGAUUUUGCAGUGGAAAGAACUAUCUAUUCCAGAGUCUACCCUUUUACUUUUUUCCCCUUUUGCAUGUAGUUCCUCAUCAGAACCACCUGCACAAAAGUCUCUCCAUCCAAAACAUGGAAACUGAAGAAAAAAAUGAGUUGCGUGACUGCCUUUUUUCUCCUCAAAUUAUGCUGUGAAUUUUACAAGAAUUUAUUUUCCCUUUGGAUAUGUUUUUAUACCAAAGCAGUUGUUUUAUAGCAUAUAGGUGUCUGUAACCAAUAAUGUAGCAGUUCACCACUUUUGACGCAAAGUUUAUCAAGAUCUUAUUUUAACGUCAAUACAAAACAGCUGCAAUAUAUUACUUUAGCAAAACUGGAGACCGUUGUUGAGACCGUUGGCUAUUGUGUAAUCUGACCAGAUUUGUUUGCAACGUUUUACCAAAACUGUUUCCAUAUUAAUUGGUAGAUUAUUUUGGGAGUCUUUUAAAACUUUGGUAUUAGAGAAUUUGGUAGUUACUCUGCAGGCUCCGGAGUAGCAGGAUAGAAGCUGAUGGUUUAAACAAAAGAAAAACAAACAAAAAAAAAAUAUAUAAAAAAAAACAAAACAAAAAAAUGAAACAAAAAAAAAAAGAUACUAAUGCGUUCUAUUUCUGUGUCGUCCUUUUUCUUUUGCCCCCCAUCAUACUAUUUCAAAGGGUUUUGCUGCCUUUCAUACAUCAUUUGGUCACCUUGCUAGUUUCUGCCAUGAAACAACACUUUUAUGUCAUUGUCCUGGCAGGGUAUGGAGAAUCGUGGCAAAUGGGAAUUUGUGUGAAAUGGUUUUGUUCUGAUUUGGUUGGGCAGAUCCCCAUGAUUGUUGUCCUACUCAAAGGGAAACCGUGCCUGUCGGCCCGUAACCACAUGCUCGGCCUAGGCAAACAUGCAUGUGCUCAGAACGUUAGUCAAUAACCAGGAUUUAAUUUUUUUUUUUUUUUUUAUAUCAGGGAUUUUGAAGUGCUUUCUUUUUCUGUUGCUCAUUUAAUCAACUUUGAAAUUCGAAAGAAAACCUGCCCGCAACAGCCUUUUAAGUUCAGGGCAAGGCAGAGGUCAUUAUAUUGUCAGUUCUGAGGAGAGACCAUUAUAAAGGACAAGUCAUGCUUGGUAUUUCCACAAACACAAAUGUAAAGCUACCUAUUAUGAGAUUGGGGGUUUGUCUGGAUGUCAAGGUUAAUUGCAAAUUUGCAAUCUUUUUCUUUCAUACCCCUUAGAAUUUGAGACAUUCAGAAUUUGCCAGUGGUUUGAUUACUGGUACUCGUACUGGUACGAAACAUUCCAAAAUAAAGACUGAACAAAAAAAAAAAAAAUUGACUGCAGUGACUCGUAAGUGUGCGCCUAUUUCAGAUCAUGCUGAUUGACCUCUUAGAGCAGUUGUCAUGAAAUGCAGCCCCUUUUUAAUAGUUGAAAUAGAAUUUAUGUAUAUAUUUAUAUUUUUUUAAUAAAGGAAGUAUAGAACUCA